Molecule: messenger RNA, 87 nt
Organism: Saccharomyces cerevisiae S288C
Lineage: Eukaryota; Fungi; Ascomycota; Saccharomycetes; Saccharomycetales; Saccharomycetaceae
Gene: YJL077W-A
Exons: 1
Coding region: 1-87 (28 amino acids)
Source: RefSeq, marked reviewed
AUGCCAGGGAUAGCGUUCAAGGGGAAAGACAUGGUUAAGGCAAUACAGUUUUUAGAAAUAGUCGUUCCUUGCCACUGUACGACCUGA